AAGAUUGGACUGUUAUAUGAGGGGGUUGGUUGAGAGAGUCAGGAGAGGGGGUGUCUGCACUGUGAUUUCCCAAUGAAACGUAAACGUUAGAGCGCCACGGUGAUUCCGUCGCAGCAGCAAGGGAACUACAGCAGUGCUCUUCAUGCGGGAAAUUAUGCCUGGUUUCUUGGGCAGAGAGGGACGCUCAAAUCACUAGGGAAACAUGAAUAUUACAUAUUUAACCUUUUGAUUUAGGCCAGUAGACAUACAUUACUGUGUUUACCACAAUGUUCUAGCAAAAAAUUAUCCUUGCUGUGCUCGACUCCGUCUGUCCCGUCGUCAGUAUGGAGAAGACGAUCUGCAGUCCGCAUCCUGGGACAAAUAAAACGAACUCUGGUUCACUGCUGUCGGACAAGGGGAAUUCGGCGAGAAAGAUCGGACGAGCUGGUUCUCACAGCCCCGGCUCGGCUUCACUUGGGAGCGGGGCCGGUGGAGGAGUGAGUCGGGGAGGUUUAUUGGGAAACAGUAUGCAUUUUCAGCAAGCGUGUAAGCGUCAGUUAGAAGGAGUGUUGAGCAAAUACACAAACUUAAUUCAAGGAUGGCAGAACAGGUACUUUGUGUUGGAUCCAGAGCUGGGACAGCUGCAGUACUUUGUACAUGAACAUGGCAAGAGCCAGAAGCCCAGGGGCUCUCUGCCUCUGAUCGGUGCGUCGGUUGUCCAGAGCGAUGAGGCACCACACAUGUUCAUCGUCAACUCAUUCAAUGGCGAGCUUUACAAGCUCAGAGCAUCCGACGCCAAAGAGCAGCGGUUCUGGAUGAACCAACUCCAAGCGUGCGCCAGACGCCACUCCGACAGCAGUGCCAAGGUCUGGAAGUUUAAGGGAUCGGAUGAGCACCUGAGUGCGGAGGGAACGACGGGAGGCAGCCAGGAGGGGCUGGGCUCGUCGUCUUCCGGUCGGUCCCGUAGCGUCUCCCUCCUCCCACCAGCCUCCUCAUCGCCUGGUAUCCAGAGGCACUUGGCGUGUCCGGGCACACCGAGCAACAUCGUGACCAUCACCCACCACAAGUCCCCAGCCGCUGCUCGACGGGCCAAGAACCAAUAUCCCGGCCGACUACUGGAGGUCAAAGAGGCGAUGAGCCAAGCAGAGGGCCAACAGAAGAACCUGGUCCAGUCCAUCGAGUCCCUCCCCACGCGAGGACCCCUUUCCUGCCUGGACCAGGACCUCCUGCUCCUCAAAGCCACGUCGGCCGCCACCCUGAGCUGCCUGGGAGAGUGCCUGAACAUCCUGCAACAGACCCAAACCCACAGCCAGCCCCAGGCCUCCCAGCCCAACCACACCCGCGCUCCCCCCUCCGAUGGUGUUCCUGUGUGGAGUGUACCAAAGUUGCCCUCGGGGGAGCACCUGAAGAACGGCGGCCCAACCCCUCUACGUUCUGCCGAGCCCUCCCCAGCCCUCAGGAAAAAAAGCCCUGCCCAUGGUGCUGAGCAGCACCCAGCAGGGUUGGAGGCCGUCAGCCCCAGUGAGGAGGUGACUGACAUGGAGGACAAUGAGGAAGAGGACCUGGGCGUGUUGGACGACCAGCGGAGCAUCAUCCUGCACCUCCUCUCCCAGCUCAAACUAGGCAUGGACCUCACCCGGGUGGUGCUACCCACAUUCAUCCUGGAGAAGCGCUCCCUGCUGGAGAUGUACGCUAACUUCAUGGCCCACCCGGACAUGUUCCUGUCCAUCACGGCUGGAGCCACGGCGGAGGACCGCAUUGUACGCUUCGUUGAGUACUACCUUACCGCCUUCCAUGAGGGACGCAAAGGAGCUGUGGCCAAGAAGCCCUACAACCCGGCGCUGGGCGAGACAUUCCACUGUUCCUGGGAGGUUCCUCGGGACAGAGGGAGGCCCCUCAGGUCUCAGGGCCCCAGGGAACCAGCCUCCAGGGGCCCCAACAACACCCAACAACAGGACGAUCCAUCGGGGACUGAGUGUUACCGGGUUCGCUUCGUGGCUGAGCAGGUGUCCCACCACCCGCCCGUCUCAGGGUUCUACUGCGAGUGCCCAGAGAGGAGGAUGUGUGUCAACACCCAUGUGUGGACAAGAAGCAAGUUCAUGGGCAUGUCCAUUGGUGUGUCCAUGAUAGGGGAAGGGACCUUGUGCCUCCUGGAGCAUGACGAGGAGUAUGUCUUCACGCUGCCCUGUGCCUACGCCCGCUCCAUCCUCACCGUGCCAUGGGUGGAGCUGGGUGGCAAAGUCACCAUCAACUGUGCCAAGAGCGGCUACUCGGCCACAGUCACAUUCCACACCAAGCCUUUCUAUGGAGGGAAGGUACACAGGGUGACUGCAGAGGUCAAACACAAUCCGACCAACACUAUUGUGUGCAAGGCCCAGGGGGAGUGGAACGGAACCCUGGAGUUCACCUAUAGUAGUGGGGAGACCAAAGUGAUUGACACAACUAAACUGCCAAUCAUCAAGAAGAAGCUCCGGCCUGUAGAAAAGCAGGGACGGAAUGAAUCCAGGCGGUUAUGGCAGCACGUCACCAGGUCACUGAAGGAGGGGAACAUUGACGAGGCCACGGGACACAAGCAUCGUCUAGAGGAGCGCCAGCGAGAGGAGGAGAGGCAGAGAGCUGCAGAUAACUCGCCCUGGACACCCAAAUAUUUCAGCAGAAAGGGAGAAGGCUGGAUCUACCACAAAAGUCUGUGGAAAUCUCACGGACACAAGAACCAGACUGCUCUAAUGGACACUAACAGAGUGCCUCUAUCCCCCUAAAUGAAGGGCCAGGCCAGGGGAAGGAUAAUGAUGGAACAGCUUAUUGAGGGAGUGAUGCCACUCUCUAUUGGGACCCGAGAUACUGACUCUUAAUGACACGGACAAAGGACACGCUCAUGUGGAUCAAGGUGCCAAAGUGGUUUCCACUUGAACUACGAGGGUGGGCGGGACAAAGAUCGAUUUUUAUAGUGCUCGAGGUCGAGCGUUUAGAUUUUUCACUUUGCCAAGGCCAUUUUUUUUUGCAAAUGCACAGUAUGAUAUGAUUUGCCACUGGUAUUUUGUACCAGUUGUGUUGACACAUACAGGGUCCAUUUUGGUCCAAUCGCCUUUAUUUGUCAUGCAGCAUCAGAAUGCAAUGGUAGAAGAAUGCAGAUGGCACAGAUGGAAUCGGAAUCAGGAGGAGUCCACUGCAGUGUUGGUGGAAUACAACAGUGAUCAUAGCAGAGAUAUGUUUAUGUUACCAUUAGUUCCCAUCCUGUUUUUAACAAAUGCUAAUGACUAGAAGUAGUCUAUUUCCUACCACUUUCCCAUUCUACCCAUCCUUAUCCCAUCCCGACCUUUGGAAUGAGUUCCGAGUUCCGACCAUUCCUGAACGGAACUGUCUCCCUCGGCUCUUCCACGCAAACCGAUUUCCCAUCACUCUCUUACCCACUUAUUACGUUCGUAAUCCCAUACCAUCACCGCUUUUCUUUAGGUUUCUAACGGAGUGUUUAUCUCCCCGUGAGGCGUUUCCUCCUUCCAGGGAUGUGUCCUUAGGUUGGCAUUGACAUAACAGAAUUAAGCUGGAGCUUGUACCCAGCUCACGACUCCCCGUGCUAAUAUCUCAGUGGGCGGCCUCUGCAUUGAAUAUGGAUAAGGUGCACAGGAAGACACAAGCACAUUCUCACAGAGGGGUACCCGAGAGGCGUCGUCUCUCCAGAUGUCAUUCUGAAUGAGAUUGUUGACAGGUACAGUGGUGGUGGUGGUGGUAGUAGUAGAGGGGUUGUUUUGGGUCAUGCAUAGCUAUUAUACGUUUACAUUUUCACAAAAUGUACUAACUGACAUACAGUAUAUACUGUGUAUAUAUUUAGUUAAAUACUAUUUAUACCGUGCAUUCGGAAAGUAUUCAGACCCCUUGACUUUCUCCACAUUUUGCAAAAACACCUGUUUUUGCUUUGUCAUUAUGGGGUGUUGUGUGUAGAUUGAUGAUGGAAGAAAAUAAAUGUUGAUCCAUUUUAAAAUAAGGCUGAUUAAAAUUGAUUAAAUAAAACAAUUUCCUCAUCGAUCUACACACAACACCCCAUAAUGACAAAGCAACAACAACAACAAAAAAAUGUUUGCAAUUGUAUUCAAAUCAAAAAACAUAUCUUAUUUACAUAAGUAUUCCUUUGUAAUGAGACUCGAAAUUUAAUGUGGGAAAAGUGGUCGGAAUACUUCCAAUUGCACUGUAUCUGAUUGCCUUUAUUAUAUAUAUUAUUCAGCCAAACAACGAAUGGAACAUUUUUGUUUUUAGUUUGCUCCACAUUUUAGUCUUAGAAUAGUGAUAAAUGCUAUAUUCUCUGGUUGUGAAGUAAUUCCAACCAUCCAAUCUCAACCAUCCAUGACUAUAGACUGUGUGUCUUGCAGCAUUACAUUGUAGUACUAUCAUGGUGUCGAUCCUGACGUUAGUAUAAUCUUGCAGUCCAAAUGAGAAAAUCAGCAGGGAUGAAAAUUAGCGGUCCAGUUUCUUGCCGCUACUGAGUAAUUUGGAGAAGUGCCCGAUUUCAAUUUAAGAAAUUAUGCAUUUCUCACGCACGCCUUUCCUUCGCACUUCUCAGUAGUUGGUAUUCCCGAUUUACCUUAUGAAAGUGCCUACCGGGCUUUGCAGGUGUGGUUCCCUUGCACGCACUGAAUAAAUUAAACUGCUGAAUAACCAUCCCA
Molecule: messenger RNA, 4637 nt
Organism: Salvelinus fontinalis (brook trout)
Lineage: Eukaryota; Metazoa; Chordata; Actinopteri; Salmoniformes; Salmonidae
Product: oxysterol-binding protein-related protein 10-like
Exons: 13
Coding region: 324-2738 (804 amino acids)
Cellular component (GO): cytosol; intracellular membrane-bounded organelle; membrane
Molecular function (GO): cholesterol binding
Source: RefSeq, a predicted model, not a curated record